UAAUUGUUUGUUGAUUUAAUUGUUUCGAUUUUAACACUUCAGUUUACUGUAUUCGAGUCUGAAGUUAGAUCAAGUCUCGCGAUGUAUACAUAAAAUCGCGAGACCUUGUUGCUCCGCUAUCAGUGCUACAAAUUGGAAGUUGAACUUGCCUGCAGGGUCGCAGAACCAUGCCUGAACAGAGCGGUAAGGUCCAGACAGUGCUGGGUCUGAUAGAGCCCGGUCAGCUGGGCCGCACCAUGACCCACGAACACCUUACGAUGACAUUUGAGUGCAGCCAUGUUCCCCCAGCACCUGGAGACGAGGGUCUUGCUGCAGCUCCCAUUGAGAUGAAGCAUCUUCACUGGUUGCAGCAGAAUCCGUACAGCCACAGUGAGAACCUGCUGUUGAAUCAAGAGAUCGAAGCGGUGAAGGAAGAGCUGUUGUGUUACCGUAAAGCAGGAGGAGGAUCCAUAGUGGAGAACACCACCACGGGCAUCACCCGAAAUCUGCCUGUUCUGAGGAAGCUGGCUAAAGAGACGGGUGUGCAUAUCAUAGCUGGAGCAGGAUACUAUGUGGACGUGACCCACUCUGAUGAGACAAGAAAGAUGACGGUUGAGAAGCUAACUGACAUCAUUGUCAGUGAGGUCCUCCAUGGAGCAGACGGUACCGAUAUCCGCUGUGGUGUGAUUGGAGAGAUCGGUACUAGCUGGCCAAUCACAGAGAGUGAGAAGAAGGUCCUGCGAGCCACCGCUCAUGCUCAGACUCAGCUCGGCUGCCCGGUUAUCAUCCACCCCGGACGGAACAAAGCCGCUCCUGGGGAGGCCAUCCGCAUUCUGCAAGAAGCCGGUGGAAAUAUCUCCAAAACAGUCAUGUCUCAUCUUGACAGGACCCUAUUUGAUCAGCAAGAAUUACUGGAGUUUGCAAAGAUGGGGAGCUACCUUGAAUAUGACCUCUUUGGCACAGAGAUGCUGAAUUACCCAUUCAACCUUGAUGUUGACAUGCCCAGCGACAGCCAGAGAGUUCAGGCCUUGGCUUUCCUGAUCAGGGAAGGUUAUGAAGACAGAAUCCUCAUUGCUCAUGAUAUCCACACCAAGCACCGCCUGACCAAGUAUGGCGGUCAUGGCUUCUCCCACAUCCUGAAGAAUAUUGUUCCCAAAAUGCUGUCUCGAGGUAUCACUCAGAACCAGGUGGAAAAAAUACUGAUAGAGAAUCCUAAACAAUGGCUGACAUUUAAAUAAACCAGCUGCCUUACAAAUCAAUUUACUUCCUCAAGUUAACGUACCAAAAAAUGAUUUAUAAUUUGUUUUGCUAGGAACACUGUUGUCCAGUUGAUUUUGGUGCUAAAUUCCUUACUUUGGUGAACAUUAAUACAUGUACACUCUUAAAAAUAGGUUUCAAAAGGGGUUUUCAUAGCUAUGCAUUUUAGUUCCCCAAAGAAAUUUUAAACAGUUCUUAAAAGAACCAUUUGUUUCUUUUUAUGAAGAAUAUUUUAAUAAUCUAAAAGAUCCUUUUGUGCAGUGCAAUAGUUGAGUGUUUCUGCAUGGAACCAUUGAUGCCAUGAAUUUUUUUUUUUUUUUUAAGAGUGUAAGAUCCAUAUAUCACACGGAAGUUUAACACUAACUAGACUCUUCUUCAGUGUUUUUUUUUUUCUUUUUUCAAAUUUAUAAAUAAAAUAUUCACCAGUCUUCAAUGAUCGAAGUUCACUCACCACAAAAAAAAAAUGGGUAAAAUAAAAACAUGGCUCUGAGUCAUUAAAAAUAAGUGCUUUUUACUUAAAUUGGAUGAACUAACAAAGAAAAUGUUAUUAAUUAGACUAAUAAUUUUACUCAGGGAAUCACAAUUAAGCCAAAGAUAAUGGAAAAAAGUGGAACAGUACUAGUGUAUUCAAAGGUCUGAUGAAAUAUCCUGACUACAUUGAUUACUAAUUAGCCAAAGCAAAAUAUUUUUGAAUCUAUCACACAUUGUAAUAGGUUGCAAAUUGUGCUUCUUAUAUUAUGUAGCUGCAAACAUCACAACCAAUUAAUGCUGAACAUAUAGCAAUAUAACAAAAGCAAUAUAAUGCUGAACAUACAGUUCCCCUUAACAACAACAGCUUGCUGUACACGUUAGCUUUGGCAAGCCUGAUGUUUCACAGAACAUCUAAUAAUUUGAAGGCAUGCGCUCUGACAGGUCAUUGUGUAGGACAGAGAGGUGAGUUUCUCUGGAGCAGGUGGCCGCUCACAGCGACUCCUAGUAAAAUAAUGACACUGUCAGGUGCUGUGUCCCUGUGUGACAGCAAGGUAAUGUUAAAAGAACAUGCGGAGUCAUCCAUACUGUAAGUUACUUAUAAGAUGACGUCUUGUUAAUUCAUCUCGUCCAAUUUCCUGUUAUUUUUAUUUCUUUUUUUCUUUUUUCUUUUUUUUUCUGCUCCAGUAUGAGUAUUUUGCUUACAAAAGAUUUUUCUUUUUUAAUGUAUAGAUAUAGGUAAGGACUACCAUUUUACAGUUGUGUAUUGUUUAGUGCUUUUAAAUGAAUAGCAAACUAUAUAAAUUAUGUCAAUGCUUGAUGUAAACUUGUCAUCAGGGGUGCACGAUAAAUAUCGGCCGAGUGAAGAGAUGCGCAUUAAUUAUCGGCAGAUAUUAUCGUGCACCCCUACUUGUCAUAGUUGCAUUUGUUGAUUGCUGUACUACACUAUAUAUGUAGAGCUUUUAGUUUUAUAGCAAAUUCAUACACGCAUGCAAAUCAUACAAGAUAUUUUAUUCACAAUCUUUUGAUGACACUGCACAUACCAGACAGUGAUAAUAUUUUUAAAUGAAGACAUUUAUGUAAAACGGUACAGAGUUGUGGCUUGAAUGUGACAUUUUAUGUAUGAAGAAUGAGAAAUUAUUAAAGAAAUGUCAUCUGAUCUAUAUUUCCGGGCUAAUGGUGGGUGCUCUGUAACAACCUCUUCUGAUCAACCAUGUAAUCAGUGUAAAGGUAGGCACAUAUGGAAUGGAAUGAUGUCACAUGAUUUUCUGCUUUCACGCCAGUUAAUCUCUCAAUAAAUAUACUGCAAUCAUCA
This is a messenger RNA of Cyprinus carpio (common carp), 3019 nucleotides long. RefSeq names its product N-acetyltaurine hydrolase-like. Gene Ontology annotation, biological process: catabolic process. NCBI's taxonomy places the organism in Eukaryota, Metazoa, Chordata, Actinopteri, Cypriniformes, Cyprinidae. Gene Ontology annotation, molecular function: zinc ion binding. The record is from RefSeq and is a predicted model, not a curated record.